Molecule: messenger RNA, 7605 nt
Organism: Ophidiomyces ophidiicola
Lineage: Eukaryota; Fungi; Ascomycota; Eurotiomycetes; Onygenales; Onygenaceae
Gene: TAO3
Product: Cell morphogenesis protein PAG1
Exons: 5
Coding region: 1-7605 (2534 amino acids)
Biological process (GO): cell morphogenesis
Cellular component (GO): site of polarized growth; cell cortex
Source: RefSeq, a predicted model, not a curated record
AUGGCCUCGCCGCCAAAUACCCAAACAUCUCCCGACCGCCUCCCUUCUAGAACUCCUCUACCUCCCGGAGCUCAUAGCCGUGACAUCUCCAUCGUCCGAGGCCGGCCCGUUGACCCACCUGGCCCUGGCGCCCAUCCCACUUUACAGCCGCAAUCUCAGGUUCGAUCUCAAUCAACCUCAAAAAGCCCAGAACCUGGAAUUGGUCGGCCCGUGAUAGACGAAGAUGUCGUAGAGAGACGACCCUCAAACUCCUAUGGUCAUCACCGCCAAGCGUCAAUCGUACACGGAAGCAUUCAGCAUACUCGGAGCCCCAGUCUUGCUCCUCCUAGCACGACUGGUCCGCUGAAUCCAGAAGCGAUGUCUACCGCUAGCUUUUGCUCUACAAAUAAUGGGGAACCCAAACAGAACGGAAAGCGAGAAAAUAGCCCCUUGUCUACAGUGCAAGAUUUCAACCAGUUGGACCCCGGCAGUGAAAUAGCUUUGCACCGAAAGAGCACGCUAUCUGGGAAAUCACGGCGCGAGCAUACUCACCAUGCAUCCCGCUCGGGGAGUUAUGUCCAGGAGGCAAAAACGGUUGAGGAAUAUGCUCUUCAUCAUCUGUUCAACUCGUUUGUUGGCCAAGCGGACGAAAAAAUCAACCAAUGCAUCCUAAGUAUGGCAGAUCUAGAGACACCGGUAGAACAUGUGUGUGGUCCUGGUGCGGAUUUGGCAUUCGAUCAGCUUAUUGCUGCACUGGGACAUAUAGCAAAACAAAAACCAAAACCCCUUAUAGACACCAUUAUGUUCUGGAGAAAGUCGAAAGGCGAGGCGGCUGCAAUCGCGAAGCAAAGGGCUACCCAACCAACUAUGCUACCUAUCGGGAUGACUGUUAUUCGACGUAACACUGAACCCGUACCGCCUGGCCUUGACGUCUCUGAUACUUCCCCAAUGGGCAGCACUACGUCUAUCUCACUUCCGCCUCGUCAAGAUGAUGCUGUUCUGGCCGAAAGGCGGGCAACAGUAUCCGUCUAUCUUGUUUGUCGGGUUUUAAUUGAAAUCUUCAAUCAAAGUAGUAUGGAUGCUAUUACGUUUGAGAUGGCAGAUCGGCUGGAAGAUAUCGUCUUUGGACAGCUUAAGACCGUGGAUCCUGACCAAAUUGCAGCUUCUUCUCUUCGAAUGGCCAACUGGCGUAUAUAUAGCCAGUUGCUGGGAAUCAUGAGUGAAAAUAAUUUUGCUAGUGUGACCAUCAGAUUCCUCACAGAGCUUAAUCAAUAUCAAAAGGAAGAAGGGCGGUUAUUAUCCAUUAAAGACGCCGAAGCGAGAGCCGAACUGCUUAUAUAUGGAAUGAGGCACCUACGGCUUCGCAUCCUUCCAGAAGAUGCCUGGGAUCGAACUUGUGAUUUUUUAUACUCCCUUGCCAAGCUCCUUGUCGAUGCUCACGGUCAACGGCUGAAGCAGGCAUAUUGUCAAAUGCUUGAAAUAUUUGUUUUACCAAUCGCAGCAAAUCCUGUUUGCAACCUGUCGUCACUAAAAUGGAAGGAAUUUCUCGAUCUCAUCGGUCCGCGAUUGGGGCAAAUCCUUGUGAAGCCUAGGCACUGGAAUAUUGCUUUCCCGUUCCAAGUCUUACUUUUAUGUGCAUCCCCUAGAGAUAUAUUUCUAGCUCAAUGGAUGUCGGUCAUUCACAGUCUUCCUCCAAAGCUAAAGGAUCGGCCCACACGAGCAACUGCCCUACAGGCUAUAUGCCGGCUUUUAUGGACGUAUCUCUAUCGUCAUUCAGACACUCUUAGCAACCCUUUGCGUAAGAUUGAGGAAAUAAUUCGCAUCGUUUUGCCAGGGGGGAAAAAGACCUAUAUCACUACAGAUAACUAUGUGGUAGAGCCGAUUACCCAUCUUGUGCGCACGAUUGGACAUAGAUAUCCAGAGCUAUGUUUCAAGAUGAUAAUAUUCCCUUUGGUUAGUUCAGAUCAGAUUAUGUCCGGCAAGGAGUUUAGAAUAGAGCAGAUGGAACCCGAGAAAAUGGUCAUUGGCAUUCGCUCGUUUCUUGCCAUUAUGGCUGACCUCGAUGGCGAGCUCCAAACCCCACCGCCAUUUCCGCAAGAUUUUGGCAAUGAGGUUUUGCUUUCUCCCUUUCCUGUUCAAGACUUCCGUAACUUAACUGACCAAGCUACUUCAAACUAUUUUCGGUACACCUGUCGUCCCGUCAAUGCUUCGAAACUCAGUGAAAAUACGCGGAAAUGUUAUUUCAGGUUUUGCGAGGUUCUUGGAAAGCUAACACUCUUAUGUGAUAACACUUUUGGCGGCCAGGCUGCCUUAGAUGAAAAGUUCGGCGGGGUUACACCGAAAACACCGAUUACUGAACAUUUCAGUUUUGGUAGACGGGAUGAUCAUAUCAAUACGCCGGAUCAGAAACAAGCAUUUUAUGACCUUCUUCAUGUCGCCGUUCAAGCUCUCCCCCGCUGUCUUUCUGAUCACAUUCCUUUCAAUUCCCUAAUCAACUUGCUGUGCACCGGAACAGCACAUGUGCAGAAUAAUAUUGCGGCAUCUUCCGCAGAAUCUCUGAAGUCCAUUGCUCGUCAAUCCCAUGCCCAACAUGUUGCUAUUGGUUUCGCUCGCUUUAUUUUCAAUUUUGACGCCAGGUAUUCAACAAUGUCAGACGAAGGCAUGCUUGGACCAGGCCACAUUGAAUCGACCCUGAAACUGUAUGUGGAACUUAUCCGAAUCUGGAUCGAGGAAAUUCGACAAAAAACGAGAGAAGCUUCAGCGGAGAAUUUGGAUAAGAAUAUAUCUGGGAGUCGAGGGUUGCAGCUGGAUCUUUCGAGUGUGUUGGCUCACGUGGAAGAAAUCGAAUCGCAUGGGCUCUUUUUCUUAUGCUCACAGUCAAGGCGGGUCCGUGCCUUCGCUAUUACCGUUCUCCGUCUUGUGACAGAAUUCGAUAGUGCACUCGGGAAGAAUAAUACUAGGAUUAUCAGAAUUCUAGAAGGCGAUUCUGAUAAAGUUCUGGAUCUGAAAGACGAUCUUUUGACGGUCGCCGAACGGAGCAGAUUGCAAAAAGGAAGACAAGGCAAAGGCCCCCAUAAUACACUCAUUGAACUGUGCAGCAGUGAGGUGUCCUACGACUCGACUCUGUGGUCGAAACUGUUUCCGAAUCUCAUUCGAAUCAGCUUUGAUAUGUGUCCCUUUGCUGUAACCCUAGGCCGUGAAAUCGUCUGCGCUAGGCUGGUUCAAAUGCAUAGGUAUAUUACUGCGAUUGCAGAGGGCUCGCAGGCGUUUCAGUAUGCGUCCUUGGACUAUAUUGCAUCUCGUCAAAUCACGCGAAGUCCUAGCACCUCGCCUGAAGUUACCAUCGAGCAAUGGAAAUUAUAUCUCAUUAUGGCUUGUACUACGCUUAAUAGUGCUGGUGCUCAAUCCCAGAGUCAGCUCGCAAAUGCGCAGCAUGCUCGCAAAACCUCGAAAGGGGGCCAGCAGUCACAGGAUAAAAUAAGUUCGGCAAGAUCGCUGUUUGCAUUCGUUAUUCCGCUUCUCUCCGCAAGCCACGAAUCAAUUCGCACAGCCAUUGUCGUCGCCCUUGGCUCUAUUAACAUUAAUCUAUACAGAACGUUGCUCGAAUCACUCCAAUACGCCGUGACGACUUGCAAUGAAGAGGCUCGGGUUCGCAUCGGAAACCAUCACCGUUCCCCCAGUAGCCCUAGAAGGAAUAGGCAAACUGAUCGUCUUCGAACAGAGGUAACAAAUGUGUACAAAGCAACCGCGCAUUUCUUAAAAGAACCCGAAAUAUAUCACGAUGACUGGAUCCUUAACAAUCUGGUUACGUAUACAAGAGACCUAAGAAUUUUCCUUAGCGAUGUGGAGGUUCAAAACGACCUAGAGUUUCAAAGCCUCCGCUUCCACUAUUGCGGUCUAGUAGAACAAUUGUUUGAAGGCAUUAAACGGUCCAAAGAUCCUUUGCGUUGGAUGCCAUUUGAAUCUAGGAAGUCUGCCUUUUCUCUCAUGGAAGAUUGGUGUGGAUAUUCCCCCAACCAACCUCAGAUAAACAUUCGAGAAGAGAAUAUGCGUAAGCUUGUGCUGGCAAGGCAAAUAGACCAUGGUGAGCUUCGGAGCACGGCCGCUAUGGAAAUAGAAAAAAGAAAUCUACGGACGGCUGCAUUGAGUGCAAUGGCUUCACUUUGCGGUGGUCCUAUUCGGAUUAUGACUGAGAGUAGGGCGGUUCUUCAAUUCGAUGUUAGGAGAAUGCUUGCUUGGAUUGACAUCAUUUUGAAAACUGUCAGCGACAAGCUACAUGCCAUCGGCCGGCGAGCGCUCAAAAAUCUGAUUGUUUACAACAAAGAUUUGCCUUACCUCUUGGAGCAGUGUAUUGAGAUGUGUUAUUUGUCUGAGCGCCCCAAGGCACUUGAGAGCUAUUUUGAAGUCUUUUCAGAAGUUUUGAUUGAACAUAUUGACUACCCUAUCGCAUUCUGGAGAGUUCUUGGCGCGGUUCUCUUUACUCUCGGCAACUCAAAACGCGAGAUUAGAAUGAAAUCCGCUCGUUUACUAAGGACAAUUGAAGAGCGACAGCAGAAGAACUCGAGGCUACAAGAUUUCGACAUUAGCAUCUCAGAUAAAACAACUGCUGUGUAUAAGCUGGCACAAUUCGAAACCUCAAAGAGGCUAGCUCAACAACAUUCCGACCUCGCGUUCAUAAUUUUUUCUGAGUUCUCGUUGCAUUUCCGAAAUAUCCGGCCAGAUACACAGCGAAACAUGGUUGCUGCUAUAUUACCCUGGGUGCAAGUGCUUGAGCUCCAGCUCGAUCCAAAUGGUGGCCCAACAGCGAAAUCUUAUAUGCUUCUUGCGAAUCUGUUUGAGAUUACUAUUCAGUCAGGGAAUAUCUUACCAAAUGAGGUGCAGGCUCUUUGGCAAGCUCUUGCCACGGGCCCGCAUGGAGGCAACGUCCAACUUGUACUUGAUUUUAUAAUCAACCUCUGUUUGGAGCGCAAGGAGCAAAAUUUCGUGGAUUACGCGAAACAAAUCGUGGUCUUUCUGGCGUCUACUCCGGCUGGCUCAAAAGUUAUAGAUUUUUUCCUGAUGCAGCUAACCCCCAAAAAUAUGGUUCAUGAACGAAGAGAACCGUUGGCGCCACCGCCUGAUAUAGCUAGCCUGCCUUAUGUUGCAGAUCUAGGAACUGUUUUGCCAGUUGGCAAUAAACAGGCCGGACUAUCAUUAGGGCAAGUUGCUCUGAUAUUUCUCGUUGAUUUAAUGGUUGGCCCUGUUACACUCGAUUUCGACAGCGUCAUCAAACUUAUUCAUAUUGCGCUGAUUUUCUGGGAUCAUUAUAUCUUGGCUGUUCAGGAGCAGGCUCGUGAAAUGUUAGUUCAUUUGAUUCAUGAACUUGUUGCCUCGAAACUAGACAAUGAUUCCCAGGAUAAAAAGAGAGAAGCCAUUGAAGAUUUGGUUGACUGUAUUCGUCAAAGUGAUCCUACUGUGAUAUGGGACUAUGAUGACAACAAUGGAAAGGAAGUAGAGCAGAACAAUAGUCGGGUUCCUGAAUCUAUGCUGCAUGUAACCCACAGCGUUGCAAGCAUAUUCAAUGCAGUCUAUGAGGGCGUGGGCGACGCAUGGUCAAAGGAGGCGUUGAACUGGGCAACGUCCUGCCCUGUCAGACACCUGGCCUGCCGGUCAUUUCAAGUAUACAGGUGUAUAUCCACAUCUUUGGACUCAAGAAUGUUAGCCGAUAUGCUAGCACGGUUGUCCAACACAAUUGCUGAGGAAGAAACUGACUAUCAAACGUUUUCGAUGGAGAUUUUAACAACGUUAAAAAUAAUUAUUAAUUCGCUGACGACCCAGGACCUAAUGAGGUAUCCUCAAUUAUUUUGGACGACGUGUGCGUGUCUAAAUACCAUCCAUGAACGGGAGUUUAUGGAAAGUAUGGCGAUGCUUGAGACAUACAUUGAAAAGGUUGACCUAUCCGACGAUUCCAUUAUUGCCAAACUCAAAGAGAGCAAACCUACCAAGUGGGAAGGCGAAUUCGAAGGCAUACAGGCGUUGGCUUAUAAGGGCCUUAAGUCAUCGGAUUCCUUGGAGAGAACCCUUCGUUUACUUCACAGACUAACGCCGUUACCUGGUAGUGAUCUGGUAGGCGAUGGAAAUCGCCUCCUGUUUGCUAUUUGGGCUAACUUACCAUGUUUUCUUCAUCAUUUUGAUUCUCCUAGCACCUCUGGAGAGCUUCAAUCUCGCGCCAGCUUGCUUGCAACGGUGGCCGAAAAUCAAGGCUGUGCCCAGCUAGCGGACUGUCUUUCAUGCUUCGCCAAGGGUGGGUAUCAUAGUAGCCAGGAUUUACUCAAUGAGAUGGCAACGUCAAUCUCGGCAUAUUACUUCCCUAAUCAAGAUGUUCAGAGCCUAGUGUUUAUCAUGGGCCUAUUGACAAACAACACUCGAUGGUUUCGCAUACACACCAUGAGAAUACUUGGAAUCCUCAUAACGACAAUCGAUAUACGCAGAUCCGACAUUGCUUGCCAUGGACCGGAUCUGAUUUCUCCUCUCUUGCGGUUACUCCAUACCGACUUAUGCCCCCAAGCACUUGAAGUACUUGAUCAGAUUAUGACGGUUUCUGGAAAUCCGAUGGAACGACACCAUUUGCGUAUGAGCAUGGCCUCCUCUUCAUCGUCUCGGGCAAUCAGGAAAGAAUUCGAGCGCAUUCAAAGUUUGUAUGGGAUUCCUGAACCCACUGGCUGGUCAAUCGCUGUUCCUGCUGCCCAGUCUGGCCUCACAAGAAAUAACGUCCACGCCGUAUUUUACACGUGUGCGGACGUCGAAGAUGCUGAAGGCCCACCUCCCCCAACACCGGAGAUGGAGUUCCAAAUCGAAGAUUAUGGGGAUUCUUUCUUCCCAAUUCGUGCCGACACAAUGAAGUCAUUCGAUACUCAAAACGAAAACAUGGGUGAUCUGCUGCAAAAAUUGGACAGUCUUGAUGAUUUCUUUGACGAGACAGAAGCCAGUUCUACGAUGACUUCCAUUGGUGGUUCAACGCUUCGAAGUUUUACUGCUGGUGAUUUCCAUGACGCCAGUACCCAUUUAUACGACCAACAAACCGCACCUCUACUCCGAAAAUCCCUUGCUAGAACUGCGUCGACAUCAUUCCAAAAUGGAUUUGCCGAGUCCCGGCCAUCCACUGCCCAGCGCUCCGAGGCCGCUCAAGUACACUCGUCGCCUUUAGCAGCUUCUACAAGUAGCCUAACGGCUGCGCCUCCUCGGUCUUCCCUACAUGUCCGAUCAGUGACUUCGCCAAAUAAUUUCCCGUCCAUCAAUACCUCCUCUUCAAGCCUUCAACCUAUGCCCGACAUUAAAUCUCCAGACCUGUCGGAUGAUUAUUUCGAGGAUGCUCUGUCGGACUCAGAAGAUCGCUUAAGCAUGCACCAUCCGUCAUCUGCUAGCCCACGCACCGGGCAGGACGGGCCCUUUUCUCUAGAAGCCAUCAUACGUAGUGGUGUCCGGCGUUUGACCGGUGGCAAUGCGGGCCGAGAAAAAGAGCGACAGAGAGACCUGCUCCGGGCCCAGCAUCGUGCACUGGCCCACUCGCCGCGGGUGCCGAAAGUUCCGGUUGAGUAUCUUGCCGGAAGUGACAGCACGCCUGCAUCACCUGGUCGCCCAGGCUAA